AUGGCCUCUGCCUCCAACGCCUCCGGCCCCAGUGCUGACGGCGUGUCCAAGACGGUGCACACAGAAGCCACGGACCCGUACACCACCAUGGCACAGUUUUCCUUUGCGCCCGCCACCAAGACGACCGUGGUCACGACGACCUACACCACCACCACCACGUUCCCGCCCCUAUGUGUAAACGCCCCAGGCAGCCUCGCCGAGCGAGAUCCCAAAGACUACCCGCUCGCCCAUGUCCAGGCCCCAGAGUCGAUACGCAAAUUCUACUUCGAGUCUGGAGGCGAGCUGGCUUGCUUUGAGGAAGCAGACGCUGCAUCGGAAAGGGUGCGAGAGGUACGCUUUUCCACGAUUCCAGGGAUGUGCCUGCAGCCGAGGCCUUUCGCGUCACAGCUGCUCAUGUCACAAUGCUCUGAACUGACGCCUUAUCUGCAGCAGAAGUCGCUCCAAGAAGCCCUCCGAUCCAACGGCAAAGUCCAAAAGGUCGAGUCUUUUAACGGUUCUCCAGUAUUCGCGACGCCCAACCGCACGACGCGUCCCAAGAUACGGGCCCACCAAGGCCUCCGCUCAGUCUCUGGCCGCCGAAAGCGAGACAAUGCAGACGAGUCUCCGCCGCCCCCGUCCAUCACCAAAGCCGUCGAGUUGGUUGGCAUACAUCGACAAAGCAAGAAGCCGAGGUUAGAUCGCGACAAGGGCGCAGACGCUGCCCAAAUGGCCCCCAACACUGCAUCCGACGAUAUUGAUGCUUCGUGUCCAGCUACACCCGAAAAGCACAGUGGAGAGCUGGGCUCGUCCAAGUUGCCAAAGCCCCGUCCAGGCCCGUUGCACCGGCCCGGUGUGAGGGCUGCCUCGCACCACCUUGGCCUGGGCAGAACGCCCUCGAAAUGGCAUCUCCGCGAGUCGUCUGCCGGACCGGCAUACUCUGCAAGUAACCCUUCUAGCCAGCGAGAAGAUUCUCCAGAGCACGCAUUCUCCAUGGGAGUCGUCGAUGGCCCUGGUGUAGCCGCUACCCCCCCAAUUGCCGAGUCGGACCUGGAACCAGUCGGGCCAUUUGCCCAAGACAGUUCCUUUUCCGCUUCACGACUUACCCCCCUCGAUACAAACUCUGCCCAAGAUGCCAGCUUACCAAGCCCUAGUCUGUCGCCCAUUACCGCUGCUGCAAAUCUUGCCCAACAAGCCAACAAUGGAUCGUCGUUUUCUGCCAUGGACAUGGAUUACGAUGCCGCCGAUCUGUCUGCACUCGAUUUCACACAAGGCGACCCAAGCAACUCACACCCAGGCGACUUUGCUCUGUUUCCCUCUGGCUCCAGACACCGCGAACACAAUGAUACCAACACUCAACUACCCACGCCUUCUAUCAUGGACAUACCGAAUAUGCUCAACUCGUUUGAUGCUCUGCCGGAGCAGAUGAAGUCGUAUGUUCUGUACCAAAUGCUCCGACGAUGCAAGAAGCCGACCCUGCACUUUGUUGCGGAUGUGGUAAAUCCCGCCCUCAAGCGCGACUUCAUUGCUUCACUGCCCACAGAGCUGAGUCUGGAGAUUAUCGGCUAUCUGGAUGUCAAGAGCAUGUGCAGCGCCGCACAGGUGUCCAAGUACUGGCGCAAGCUGACCGACACCCAUGAAUCCGCCUGGAAGGAUCUUCUUGACAAGGACGGUUACAGGCUGCCAGCUGGCGAGCUAGAGCGUGCUGUGCAGGAAGGCUGGGGAUGGCAAUACCCCCAUUCUGCCGAUAGUUAUGAGCGUGACCUGAGGGCCCAGUCGGUCUCGUCUCGGUCCGACAAUGAAGCAUCUUCCAGCUUUUCAGGUUCAAGUCUGCCUGGUGGCCUGCAGGACCAAGAGGGUGCAGUGACUCGAUCCUCGGCAUCACGUCAGAAGAGGAAAGCAACCAGCAAACAUGGCGGCGGCAGCGGCAAGAAACAACGCAAGAGUCGUUCCUCUACCAAGGCGCAGACUGCAUUGUACUCGCGACCUGCCGAGCUUCUAGAAGGGCCGCAUGCCUUCGCCAAGCGCGCGGAAGCUGCCAUUUCCGAUCCCAAUGUGGGCUUGCCCAGCCUGCGCGCUAUGCAUCUCUUCAAGUCGUUGUAUCAGAGGCAUCAUCUGAUCCGGAAGAGCUGGAUGGCCGAAGAUACAAAACCAAAGCACAUUGCCUUCCGCGCGCAUCAACGCCAUGUUGUGACUUGUUUACAAUUUGAUACAGAUAAAAUUCUUACGGGCAGCGAUGAUACCAACAUCAACGUUUACGAUACCAAAACAGGAGCGCUACGCACUCGUCUCGAGGGCCAUGAGGGGGGCGUGUGGGCCCUUCAGUACGAAGGAAACACAUUGGUGUCAGGCUCCACCGAUCGCUCGGUACGCGUUUGGGACAUUGAAAGUGGAAAGUGCACGCAGGUCUUCCAGGGACACACAUCUACCGUCCGAUGCUUGGUGAUCCUCAAGCCCACGCGGAUUGGUGAGACGCUGGAUGGACAGCCCAUCAUGAUGCCAAAGGAGGAGCUCAUCAUCACGGGCUCGCGCGACUCGACGCUCCGGGUAUGGAAGCUUCCCAAGCCAGGCGACCGGAGUAUUAUACAGACUGGAGCCGCGGCUAACGACCACGACAAUCCCUAUUUUAUCCGCGCUCUGACUGGCCACCACCAUUCUGUGCGUGCCAUUGCUGCACAUGGCGAUACGCUCGUGAGCGGUAGCUACGAUUGCACAGUUCGGGUGUGGAAAAUCUCAACCGGAGAGGUCCUACAGCGUCUUCAGGGCCACUCACAAAAGGUGUACAGUGUUGUCUUGGAUCAUGCCCGCAAUCGCUGCAUCAGUGGCUCCAUGGACAACAUGGUCAAAGUCUGGUCUCUGGAGACGGGUGCUUGUAUCUUCACCUUGGAAGGGCACACGUCUCUGGUAGGUCUUCUUGACUUGAGCCAUGAGCGCCUCGUGUCUGCGGCUGCCGACUCCACGCUCCGCAUCUGGGACCCAGAGAACGGGCAGUGCAAGAGCCGACUUUGUGCUCAUACAGGUGCCAUUACCUGCUUUCAGCACGACGGGCAAAAAGUCAUAUCGGGCUCUGAUCGCACACUUAAAAUGUGGAAUGUAAAGACUGGGGAAUUUGUAAAAGACCUGUUGACGGACCUGAGCGGCGUGUGGCAGGUCAAGUUUAAUGAGCGUCGCUGUGUCGCGGCCGUUCAACGGAACAACAUGACAUACAUUGAGGUUCUCGAUUUCGGCGCUUCGCGCGACGGUGUUCCCGCUGAGCAGCGAGGACGACGCAUUGUUGUCAACUCGAGGGGCCAUGAGCUUGAGGAUGUCACCGACAUGGAACCCCUAGAUGCGGACCAGGCCUAG
Molecule: messenger RNA, 3321 nt
Organism: Exserohilum turcica Et28A
Lineage: Eukaryota; Fungi; Ascomycota; Dothideomycetes; Pleosporales; Pleosporaceae
Exons: 2
Coding region: 1-3321 (1106 amino acids)
Molecular function (GO): protein binding
Source: RefSeq, a predicted model, not a curated record